UUGACCCACGAUCGCAGGGUUAGAACAGACUGUCUUGGCGACGAAUUGGGUCGCCGGUUAUCCCGACUCCGGCAGCGCUCUCGGUCCCCCCCGACGCGAUGGUGGCGGUGACGCCCAAGGUCCUGCUGAUCCCGGGAGGGAAGCAGAAGGGGCCGGAGGUCAGCCGGCAUGUGUCGGUGGUGUACCCCGCCCAGGGCGGCUCGCCGCACGGUCAUUCCCUGCCGUCGGCCGCCGCCGGCCACCCUCAGCGCAAGAGGCAGCGGCUGACCCACCUCAGCCCGGAGGAGAAAGCGCUGCGGAGGAAGCUGAAAAACCGAGUGGCGGCGCAGACGGCCCGGGACAGGAAGAAAGCUCGCAUGUCCGAACUGGAGGAGCAGGUGUCGGAGAUGGAAUCCGAGAAUCAAAAACUGCUAAUUGAGAACAGACUUCUGCAUGAGAAGACGCACAGUCUGCUGACAGAGAACCAAGAACUCCGGCAGAGACUGGGAAUGGAAGUUCUUGAUACAGAAAAAGAGAAGGUACUUCUCCAGGCCAGGGUGGAUGAAAUCAGCAUGGCGACCGGGUCAGCUGAGUCUGCAGUACUCAGACUAUGUGUGCCUCUGCAGCAGGUGCAGGCCCAGUUGUCCGCCAUGUUGACUCCUUCCACGUGGAUACUGACAGCAUUGACUCUUCAGACUCUGAGUCUGAUCUCUUCCUGGGUAUUCUGGACUACUUUGAUCCAGAAACCUUGCUUCGGCUCACCGAAGAAGAGUCCAGGCCCUUUGAGUUGGGAGAGUGUGCCUACAGUGAAAGUAUUGGGUCAUUACCGGCCUCCACCUCUGUACCUUUGGGGUCCUCAUCAACAAAGCUGGAAGCCAUUAAUGAAAUGAUACACUUUGACCACUUCUACCACAAGCCACUGGCUGAGGCCAGCAUUGUCCAGAGCAGCGAAACUGCCAUCAAAGUUGAGCAAACGUCUUUUAAUGGCACCAGUGAAGUGAUUGCAGAAGCCCCUUUACAAAUGGAACUCA
Molecule: messenger RNA, 1010 nt
Organism: Mobula hypostoma (lesser devil ray)
Lineage: Eukaryota; Metazoa; Chordata; Chondrichthyes; Myliobatiformes; Myliobatidae
Gene: xbp1
Product: X-box binding protein 1
Exons: 5
Coding region: 99-869 (256 amino acids)
Biological process (GO): regulation of DNA-templated transcription
Cellular component (GO): nucleus
Molecular function (GO): DNA-binding transcription factor activity, RNA polymerase II-specific; RNA polymerase II transcription regulatory region sequence-specific DNA binding
Source: RefSeq, a predicted model, not a curated record